Arachis ipaensis is the source of this 3040-nucleotide messenger RNA. Lineage: Eukaryota; Viridiplantae; Streptophyta; Magnoliopsida; Fabales; Fabaceae. The record is from RefSeq and is a predicted model, not a curated record.
UUUGGAAGCAAAGCAAACGAUAAAGUUGUCAUCACUCAUCAGCAUUCAGAUCUUCUUCAUCUUCUUUCUUCGUUUCUUCCUUGCAAAUGUAAGACAUAUUCAAUAUUUCACACAAAACCAGGAAAAAAAAAAAUUCCAAAAUGAAAAUCUCAAAACCUUCAUUCUACUCUCAUACUCUGACUUUGUUCUUCUUCAUCAUCAUGAUUAUGAUGAGUCAUGUUGCAAACUCUCAGUCUCAUCAGCUCUAUGAUGAAGAACAUGCAGUUCUUAUGAAGAUAAAACAGUACCUUCAAAACCCACCAUUUUUAAGCCACUGGACACAGCAAUCAUCAACUUCCAAUAACAACCACUGUUCUUGGCCUGAAAUAAACUGCACCACCAAUGGCAAUUCUGUCAUUUCACUCACUCUCUCCAACUCCAACAUCACAAAAGCCAUACCAACCUUCAUUUGUGAACUCAAGAACCUCACUUUUCUUGACUUCAGCUUCAACUUCAUCCCUGGUGAGUUCCCAACAUCACUAUACAAUUGUUCAAAGCUUCAGUACCUUGAUCUUUCAAUGAACAAUUUUGUUGGCAACAUUCCUGAUGAUAUGCACAGUUAUUUAUCUGAAUUGAGGUACCUUAAUCUUGGUUCUACCAAUUUCACUGGUGAUAUUCCUUCUAGUAUUGGAAGGUUAAAGGAACUGAGAGAGCUUAAGCUUCAUUAUUGUUAUAUAUUGUACCUUUUCCAGAACAAUCUCUCCGGAGAGAUACCUAAAGUUGUUGAAGCAUUGAAUUUGGUUGAUCUUGAUCUUGCACAGAAUAACCUCACAGGGAAAAUUCCAGAAGUUCUUGGAAAGCUUAUGAACAUUACUUGGUUGAACUUGUCACUUAAUAAGUUGUCAGGGGAGAUUCCAGAAGCCUUCGGUAGUCUUCCAGCUAUGGUGGAUUUUCGCAUGUUCUCCAACAAUUUGUCAGGUACUCUUCCAUCCGAAUUCGGCCGCUACUCGAGGCUUGAAACCUUUCUGGUUUCAUCUAAUAGUCUUAGUGGAAAUUUACCAGAGAAUUUAUGUUACAAUGGCAGGUUACUUAAUUUAACUGUUUAUGACAAUAAUCUUAGUGGUGAGUUGCCAAAAUCACUAGGAAAUUGUAAUAGCCUACUUGAUCUGAAAAUUUACAACAAUAAGUUUUCUGGUAACAUUCCUAGUGGUCUUUGGACAUCUUUGAAUUUGUCAAAUUUCAUGGUGAGCCAUAACAAUUUCACUGGUGAGCUUCCUGAGAUGCUGUCCUCUAGCAUUUCGCGGCUCGAGAUAAGUUACAAUCAACUUUCUGGUAGAAUUCCAGCUACUGUGUCUUCUUGGACUAAUGUGGUAGUGUUUGAUGCAAGUAAGAACAACUUGAAUGGAAGCAUUCCACAAGAGCUAACUUCUCUUCCAAAGUUAACUACCCUAUUGCUUGAUCAGAACCAGCUCACUGGGCCGCUUCCUUCGGACAUAAUCCAUUGGGAGAAUCUAGUGACUCUGAAUUUGAGACAGAACAAGCUCUCUGGACAAAUACCAGAUGCACUCGGCCGGUUGCCGGUGCUUAGCCAGCUUGACCUUUCAGAAAAUCAAUUCACUGGCCAAGUUCCUUCUCAGCUUCCAAGACUCACCAAUCUCAAUCUUUCUUCCAAUCAUUUGACAGGAAGAGUUCCGAAUGAAUUCGAAAAUUCUGCCUUUGACACCAGCUUUUUGGACAAUCCUGGCCUUUGUUCUGAUACUCCGGAACUGAACCUUGCAUUGUGUAAUUCUACUCCACAAAGAUCAGGCAAGGGUUCAUCUUGGUCUGUUUCUUUGAUUACAAGUCUUGUUGUAGCAGCCUUCUUAAUGGCUUUGUUGGCAACUCUCUUGAUUAUGAGGCUUUACAGAAAAAGAAAGCAAGAAUUUGAUAACUCAUGGAAGCUAAUUUCAUUUCAAAGGCUGAAUUUCACAGAAUCAGACAUUCUCUCCUCAUUAACUGAGCAGAAUAUUAUUGGCAGUGGUGGAUAUGGUGCAAUUUAUCGUUGCCCUGUCGAUGAUUUCGGCUAUGUUGCUGUGAAAAAGAUUUGGAAUGACAGAAAGUUAGAUCAGAAGCUCAAGAGCUCGUUUCGCGCUGAAGUUAAUGCGCUGAGCAAUAUUCGCCAUACCAACAUUGUGAGGUUGUUGUGCUGCAUUUCAAAUGAGGAAUCUAUGCUCCUUGUUUACGAGUAUAUGGAAAAUAGUAGCCUAGAUAAGUGGCUGCACAAGAAGUAUAAUAAGGCCUCCAAUUUCUCAAGUUCAGCAGUGCAUCAUGUUUUUCUUGAUUGGCCAAAGAGGUUGCAAAUAGCAAUAGGAGUUGCACAAGGUUUGAGCUACAUGCACCAUGAUUGCUCACAACCUAUUGUUCAUAGAGAUGUGAAAACAAGCAACAUUCUCUUGGAUGCUCAAUUCAAUGCAAAAGUUGCAGAUUUUGGUCUGGCUAGGAUGUUGCUCAAGCCUGGUCAAUUGAACACCAUGUCAACUGUGAUUGGAUCAUUUGGCUACAUUGCUCCUGAAUAUACUCAAACAAGAAGGAUCACUGAAAAGAUUGAUGUGUUUAGCUUUGGUGUUGUUCUGUUGGAGCUAACAACUGGCAAAGAGGCGAAUGAUGGAGACCAACACUUGUCUCUGGCCGAGUGGGCGUGGCGCCACAUUCAGAUAGGAAGCAACAUAGAAGAGCUUCUAGACAAAGAUGUCAUGGAACCAAGCUACUUGGAUGAAAUGUGCACAGUUUUCAAACUUGGGGUGAUGUGUACUUCAACAUUGGCUUCUACUAGGCCUUCCAUGAAGGAGGUGCUGCAAAUGUUGCAACUCUGCAGAGAUCAAUUUGAUUAUGGAGGAGACAGUAAGUUAGGCCAUUAUGAUGUUGUUCCUCUUCUUAAGGAUUCAAAAAGUGAAACAAGGUUGGAUGUUGUUGAUACUUUAUAAAUAGAAUUUUGAUGAUAUACCUAUACACACGAUUGGAUGUUUAUGUAAAAAUAUAAUUUAAUUUGUUAUAAGUACAAUUAUAGAAGUGGACUUAUAAG